This is a messenger RNA of Hordeum vulgare subsp. vulgare (domesticated barley), 1214 nucleotides long. RefSeq names its product transport and Golgi organization 2 homolog. The transcript is spliced from 5 exons. Lineage: Eukaryota; Viridiplantae; Streptophyta; Magnoliopsida; Poales; Poaceae. The coding region runs from base 148 to 963 and encodes 271 amino acids. The record is from RefSeq and is a predicted model, not a curated record.
ACUCCAUCUCGCCUGUCCACCGUCGGCCGUCCUCGUCGUGCUCUACCCAACGACGGGCCCCGCGGUCACCGAGCCCGCGAGCACGCACGUGUUCCGACAAUCUCCCGAUCCCUUCGCCUUCUCCACCGGACCGAGCCCCCGACGGCCAUGUGCAUCGCGGCGUGGACAUGGCAGGCUCACCCGGCGUACGGCCUGCUCCUCCUCUUCAACCGCGACGAGUAUCACUCCAGGCCGACGCGGCCAGCGCAGUGGUGGGCCGCCGCGGGGGAGGAGGGCGAGGAGAUCCUCGGGGGCAAAGACGAGCUUGGCGGGGGCACGUGGCUGGGGUGCACGAAGGGAGGGAAACUGGCCUUCCUGACCAACGUCCGGGAGGCCAGCCCCCGGGUCGAGGCGAGGUCCAGAGGGGAGCUUCCCGUAAGGUUUCUCCAGGGCAGGCAGGGUCCAUUGGAGUAUGCAACUGAAAUUGCAAAGGAAGCAGAUCAGUACAAUGGUUUUAAUCUUGUAUUGGCCGAUGUGCAUUCAGGAACCAUGGUGUACAUCUCUAAUAAACCAGGUGACGCUCCUGUGGUUCAAACAGUUUCUCCUGGGUGUCAUGUGCUUUCUAAUGCUGCUAUUGACUCCCCUUGGCCAAAGGUAUUGCGCUUAGGACAGAACUUCAACAGUUUUCUUGCCGCACAUGACGAUGCAGAAGUCUCUUUGAAGCAGAUGGUUGAAGAACUGAUGACGGAUACGGUCAAGGCUGACAGAUCUGCGGUGCCUGACACUGGCGUGGAUCCUGACUGGGAAUACCAGUUGAGUUCUAUAUUCAUCGACACGGAAAAGGGACAGGCAAGAUACGGGACACGGAGCAUGGCCGCCAUCGGGGUGAAACUGGAUGGUGAGGUAACUUUCUACGAGAGGUCCUUGGCCAGCAGCUUGUGGAAUGAGAAUCUAGUACAGUUUCGAAUGGAGAUGGCACAAUAGCAAGCCUUGCGAGGAACAUGUAUUGGGUGGUGAGUGUGUCUGCACAGGGAAACUGAGGGCGGUAGACACGAUUGUAUGGUACCGGUGCUUGCUUUAUUGUGCAAAUUGCAAACUCAAAGCCUUUGAAGUCCAGUGUUGCCCCAUGUUUUGUUCUCCUGCGACGAGGAAUCACUGUUGUACGGGAUUUGAGGUUAUCCAGCAACAUCCCAAUCCAGUCGAACCUGGUUUGGCGUGGUUGGUCAUUGUUUUUA